GAAGCCCCCGGUGACAGUACUCAGGCUAGUUGUUCAAACUAAGCCCACAUCAACGCGGAGCCAGCUCUUCCUUAUCACUAUUACCUAUUCUUAUCAAUAUGAUGCUUAGAGACCGCCUCAACGUUGUCCCACCUCUCGUCGGGGCUGGAUGCGCGGAUGAACUUGCAAACGCAGGGAAAACCUUGUUCGGAACACAGUCUCCACUCAACGACUCCAUUGCUGUCGCAGUCACAAGCAUUCGGUCACCACAAUCGGUCCGCAGGGCUGGAUCCACUGAUGCAGAUGAUCAGCCCGUUUACUUUGCUAGUGCAGACAUGGUUCCUUCUUCAGAGAGGCGAUUGUUCAUCAGCGAUACAUCCAUAAUAUAUGCCGCUUUCCAAAACCUCACAGAGACAGCAAGUGCAAAAGGACCAGAAUGGUUACAAAGCGAAGAAGGCUCAAGAAUGGUCAGAAAACUUGCAAUGGACUAUGUUAACUUCACAAAAGAAUGUUGGAUUCAUGCUUCGCAAUCAUCCGAUCCAUCUGAAGAGGAGCUACAGUUCUCCGGCGACCACUACCGAUGUCUCUACACGUGUUUCUCUCUUUUUACGGUAUUAUACGUCCCGGAGUACGGUUUCGAAGAUGCCCCUGUGGGAGACGAACUAAUGGAGUGGCUAAAUGUACAUUUCAUCGAACCUUCAACAGAAGAAGGUGAUCACUUGUCUGGCCUAGAGCAUCCAUGGCAAGACGAAAAUUUUUGGCCAUACCUAAUAAGGGUUACACUUCGAGGGCUAUCCAAAGCGGCUACGUUUUUCUUCGGCGUAUUAUUACAGCACCCAUGCGAUGAUCUGCAGCGGCUAUCUCAAGAAAUUAUUCCAUUGCUCAAUAGCCAGCCUCGCCUUCAAGAUUUUUCUGCAGAACGAGAUUUUUCCUACGCGUCCCGUCGUUGGAAGGACAAAGUGAAAACCCUAAGAAUUGAAUUAGAUCGCGUGCCCGAAGUCGACCGAAACGAUGGCUUCGACAAUUGGUGGGAUCGCUUCAGCGACAUCGUUUCCAUAUUAGAAGGUCGUGGCCCUGUUGUCCAAAAGAUCUGUGAGGACCUUGGGGCCGAUUGGAAAGAAGUAAGUGCAGCGUGGGGUGUUUUCACAGAUGCAAGAUUGCGAAGACAGGAUUUACCCGACGUUGUGGCACAAGUUUUGGAAGACAUGCCACCUGAUCCCACAAACUUGGAAGACAUGAUCUAUGCCGCCUUGUUUAGUGGCGACCCAUCAAAAGCCCUCCUCCACGCUGCACAGCUGGAUCCUUGGCUAGCCGCCCAUCUAGCGGAUAUAAUGGAAGCUCUUUCCUUAAUUGAAAGGGAUGUAAACGAAGAUUCUGGACUCACCAUUCGGGAGUAUUACGUCCUUUCUUAUGCGCAAUAUUUACACUCCGACCCUGCACUAUGGAGACUUACGGUUGCUUAUAUGUGUUCAAGCGGUCGGAUAGGCCUUCACAGUGCUGACGAGAUAUUGAUUCGAGUGCCAUUAAGAUUGCAAGAUAAGCAUCGUAUAGGGGAGAGAGAUAAAUCCGUGGAAAGCGCGAGGACAAGAGGUCUUUCUGCUCUCCUAAAGGAUGUCAACGAAACAUGUUUCGAAUAUCGACGAGAAGACGUGCGCAGGGUUGUUUGUCGGAUGGCUGCGCAGACAUUUGUUCAAGAGCAGGAAUAUGGACUCGCUUUGUCCUACUGCUCUUCUGCGGAAGACUGGGCCGGCCUUGGCCGCGUGGUGGACCGCGUUCUGGAAGAGUACAUUGCCAAUGGUCCCGAACAAUUCACUCGAUAUGUUGCGGACAUUGCUCCAUCACUGCAGUCGUAUCGAACACAGCCUGGUGCCCAUGGCAUUUUUAUCUACCGAUUAAUGUUUGCCGUCCGAUACGCGGAGUUUCACCAACGCAUGCUUAAUCAAGAGUAUCAAGACGCUGCACGGGACCUUAUUACUAUGUUUAAGGAGGAGAUUGUACCGAAAUCUUGGUGGGGUGUUCUUCUGUCUGACUCUAUCGAGCUUCUUCGAUAUAGCACGGCCCUUCUGUUUUCCCACUCCGGCGCCUAUAUCUUGCUUCAAAAAUUAGAGGAAGUGUUCAUGAGAGCUGCACAAGGGUCUGGUGAAGACUAUCUGUGCAUGCUGAUGAGAAAGUCCAACGCGUCGAGGGAAAAGGAAGCUUUGGAUCGGUUAAAAUUGACCCGCCUGACCCUGGCCAAAUACUUCGCCAGGUGUACUGUGAUUGGGACCGGGGGAAGGCCCAUUGCCGAUCAAAACUCCAGUGCCACAUUUUAAAGUUUGUUGAUCCAUUACCUGAUAUACAAUUUUAUCGUAUUUUUUGACAGAGAUGUUGACUUCUUGGAGGACAUGUGGUGAGGACGUGCAUCUACGGGUAUCGAUAACCGUUAGUCAAAUAAGAUAAGCCAAACGCGGUUGUUCUAGAUUAAUUUCCAGCCGCCUUGUGGAAGGAAAUACUUUUCGGGUUUUGGGAUGUUUUGAUAGAGGAAGCGUCCAAGCCUUCAUUCUUUUUCGGCUCCUGAAUUACAUCAAGAAACUCGCACUAUUAUGUGGUCCUUAGUUCAUUCCAAAAUUUUCAAUCCAUU
Serpula lacrymans var. lacrymans S7.9 is the source of this 2599-nucleotide messenger RNA. RefSeq lists its product as uncharacterized. Gene Ontology annotation, cellular component: nuclear pore outer ring. The transcript has 12 exons. NCBI's taxonomy places the organism in Eukaryota, Fungi, Basidiomycota, Agaricomycetes, Boletales, Serpulaceae. The coding region runs from base 99 to 2291 and encodes 730 amino acids. The record is from RefSeq and is a predicted model, not a curated record. Gene Ontology annotation, biological process: positive regulation of DNA-templated transcription; protein import into nucleus; mRNA export from nucleus. Gene Ontology annotation, molecular function: structural constituent of nuclear pore.